Lathyrus oleraceus (garden pea) is the source of this 1155-nucleotide messenger RNA. RefSeq lists its product as uncharacterized. The record is from RefSeq and is a predicted model, not a curated record. The transcript has 2 exons. NCBI's taxonomy places the organism in Eukaryota, Viridiplantae, Streptophyta, Magnoliopsida, Fabales, Fabaceae. The coding region runs from base 1 to 1155 and encodes 384 amino acids.
AUGGGGUUACCCCAUAAAUUUAAGGUGUCUGACCUUCCGAAGUAUAAGGGCCUCAACUGUCCCCGCAGUCACCUCACCAUGUGCUGUAGGAAGAUGGCCUCGCACAUUGACAACGACAACCUCUUGAUCCAUUGCUUCCAAGAUAGCCUGGCUGGGGCUUCCUUGGAUUGGUACAUGAGUCUAGAGCAUUCAAAGAUCCGGUCAUGUUGGGAUCUCUCCGAGGCAUUCUUGAAAGAAUACAAGUACAACCUUAACGUGGAUCCUACAAGGCUUCAACUCCAGAAUCAGUCUCAAAGAUCUAACGAAACCUUCAAGGAAUAUGCUCAACAUUGGCGCGAAAUGGCGUUUAGGGUUCGGCCAGCAUUAUCUGACAACGAAUUAGUGGACAUCUUCAUGGGUACGCUGAAAGGGUUGUACUUUGAGAAGAUGAUCAGCAGUUCAUCAACAAAUUUUGAUGGCAUGGUAACCAUUAAGGAACGUGUUAAGAGUGGGUUGAAAUCAAGGAAAAUCACAGACACGAUCACACAACAGACAACCAACAAGAGGUCGCAUGGGGGCUUCGCUAAAAAGAAAGAGGGGGAAGAAAACGUUGUAACAGCGAAGGCUCGCCCCCGAUAUCAAUUUCCGAUGGCCCCUAUGCCAUAUUAUCCGUAUCCAUACGUCGUCGCAGCUCAAUAUCAACAACCGUCAUUCCAGUACCAACCACAGAAAGAGUUGGUGCCGUAUCUGAUCCACGUGGGAGCUAUUGUACCAAGAGAACUUCCGGCAGCUUCUCCUCCUUUCAAUCGCAAUCACAACCCUAAUGCCACAUGCACUUUCCACACAGGGUAUAUAGGACACUCCACUGAGGACCGUUGGGCUCUCAAAACGAGGAUCCAAGAGUUAAUUGACCAAGAGAUUAUGUCGUUUUCCGAAGAAAAACCGAAUGUAAAGAUAAAUCCCUUGCCGAACCACAGUGGCGCAUCAGUCAACACUGUGAUCGAGGAGGAGGCUACCGAAUCUAUACUGAGGGCCGAAGAAGUGAAGACUCUGAUGUCCGUUGUAUUAAAGAAGUUUGAACAGUUUGGGUUUCUAGAAGGGGUACAUGAUGAUUGCAUAGUAUACGAGUUCGAUCCAGAUAACUGCGACCGGCUGAGGGUUGCGUGCAAGAACUGA